AUGCAGAGGGCGCUUAUACAAUGGCGCCAGACCCCGAUCUCAAUCAAAGGUGCACCGUGGAAGCAUCUGCGAUGCCCUCCUCAACACAGAAACUAUGCCCCCACUGGAGGAAUGAAGCUCAGGCAAGAGAAUCGGAUGAGGAAAAUCGAAGAGGAGACUCUUCCUUUCUACAGCCCGUCAAACUUCUACCCAGUCUAUACUGGUGAAAUUCUUGGGGCAAAGUACAGAGUUGUUGGGAAGCUCGGAUUUGGUGCCAGCUCGACGGUUUGGCUCGCCUGGGAUUUGGAGAAACAGGCUUACGUCGUUCUCAAGAUCUUUGCACGAGGCUUGAGCUCGGCAUUGGACCACGAAGUCACGAUCUACAAAUAUCUCUCCGCGAUCGAUUCUAACCAUCCUGGACGGAAAUAUAUUCGCACCUGCCUUGAUAGCUUCGAGGCCGACGGUCCCGAUGGCAAGCAUCAGUGUCUAGUACACACUCCUCUUUGGCAAACCCUCAGGGCACUCCAAUACCAAGACAGUCGGCACAGACUCACGGAAGAGCUUCUUCGACCGGUGCUUACCUGCGUUAUUCGAGCAAUGGACUAUCUACACAGUGAAUGCCACUUGGUGCAUACAGAUAUCAAGGCAAGCAACAUUAUGCUUGGUCUCGACGACCCCUCAGUUCUACAAGCCUUUGAACAAGCCGAGAUGACCAACCCCAGCGCCCGGAAUAUCUACCCAGACCGAACAAUUUACCAGUCUCGCCCCAUCGACAGGCCAAAGGCCAUUGGACUUCCCGUCUUGAGCGAUUUCGGGCUAGCCAGAUUCGAAUGGGGAACUGGGGAGGACGAUAUUCAGCCAGAAAUCUACACGGCACCCGAGGUGUUACUGGAUAUGGACUGGAGCUACAGUGUUGACAUCUGGAACAUUGGCACUAUGAUCUGGGAUCUUUUCUACGAUAAACAUCUGUUUGACGCCUAUGACCCGAUCACAAACAAGCUUUCAAAUAAAUAUCACCUAGCAGAAAUGGUAGCCUAUCUCGGCACGCCCCCUCUAUCAUUCUUAGAAAAGAGUGAGACUAGUUGGAAGUAUUUUGACCGAUCGGGUAAGUUCAUUCGCCGCCUUCUAACUGGAAUCGAUCUUGCCGACAAGCUAUCACUUGAGGCUCGAGAAGAACGGCUUGAAGGCGAAAAGAAAGUUCUAUUUCUUAACUUUAUCAGGUCAAUGUUGCGAGGGGACCCGAAGGACCGACUAACGGCUCGUGAGCUUCUCGAUGACCCGUGGCUAAACGACUAUAACGUUUGA
Molecule: messenger RNA, 1284 nt
Organism: Exophiala spinifera
Lineage: Eukaryota; Fungi; Ascomycota; Eurotiomycetes; Chaetothyriales; Herpotrichiellaceae
Exons: 5
Coding region: 1-1284 (427 amino acids)
Biological process (GO): spliceosomal complex assembly; protein phosphorylation; regulation of mRNA processing
Molecular function (GO): ATP binding; protein kinase activity
Source: RefSeq, a predicted model, not a curated record